Molecule: messenger RNA, 525 nt
Organism: Grosmannia clavigera kw1407
Lineage: Eukaryota; Fungi; Ascomycota; Sordariomycetes; Ophiostomatales; Ophiostomataceae
Exons: 1
Coding region: 1-525 (174 amino acids)
Molecular function (GO): nucleic acid binding
Source: RefSeq, a predicted model, not a curated record
AUGCAAAUUGUCCAAGCCAAUGGCCCCAUACCCUAUGCGAAUGGUAUAUAUUUCGGCCCUAAUGACCCCAACCCUGUAGAGUAUCGGCAGCCCGAGCCUCAAGAAUCGGUGCCUCCUGUUCGCGGUGGAUUCGUCGACUCAGAAGACGAAGGAGUUUGGCCCUUUCCGGAGAACAUGCAGGAAGAUCCCGGGCCGGAAAACCAUCACGAGAUGCUGAUGGAGACCUGCAUAAUUGUCGUCACGCAGUUGUCUCGUCAUGCCGGCAUCAUAGAGCUGAGGGAUUACUUACUCUGGGGAGCGGGAGGCAGGAGAAAGCUCCGGGAGGCAAUCCGGCAUUCUCGACCAGACGAGAACAGUCAUAUCCAACGUGCAUAUAUGAUUUUCUGGACUCGUGAAGAUGCGGCAGCGGCUGUUUCCAGGCUUGACAAGGAUGUUUUCCACGGACUCUCUGUUGAGGCAAGGUUCACGGUUGAGACCGUGCCUCCUUGGCCGACGGGAGCAGAAAACAACGCGCCCGCAAACUGA